This is a messenger RNA of Aspergillus campestris IBT 28561, 1763 nucleotides long. Its product is annotated as FF domain protein. Bases 1 to 1719 code for a protein of 572 amino acids. Lineage: Eukaryota; Fungi; Ascomycota; Eurotiomycetes; Eurotiales; Aspergillaceae. The transcript is spliced from 2 exons. Gene Ontology annotation, cellular component: nucleus. The record is from RefSeq and is a predicted model, not a curated record. Gene Ontology annotation, molecular function: transcription coregulator activity; RNA polymerase binding.
AUGCUCAGAUCCACUUAUGCGCCUCCCCCUCCACUACCGCCAGGAUGGACGGAACACAAAGCACCCUCAGGACACUCGUACUAUUAUAAUGCACAAACGAAGCAAUCCACUUACAAGCGGCCCCAAUCCCAACCGGAGCCGGUCCCGGUACAACAACAUGCCGCGCCGGCCCCUCCAUUUCUGACACCGGACACCCUGCCUCCAUUCUCUUCUACACAGUAUGCGCCACAGGGAUUUGGCUUCGCCCAGCAACCGCAGAAUAUUCCUCACGGUGGCCCGGCUCGGGGAGGUUUCCGCGGUGGCUUCCGCGGCGGAAAGGGUUAUCAGGAUCGCAGAAGGGGGCCAGAGGACCGACCGCGAUCGAAACAUACUAUACCCGGGUGUGCGCCGUGGGUUCUCGUGAAGACAAGGCUUGGGAGACGAUUUGUCUUCAAUACGGAGACCAAUGAAAGUUUCUGGAAAUUCCCGCAGGAUGUGCUGAAAGGAGUUGUGGAGUUCGACCGGAUGGAACGAGAGGCGAAGGAAAAGGAAGAACGGGGAGAGAAAGCUGAAGAGGAGGAACCUCCCGCUGAAGAAAUGGAAACGGCCCCGGAGGAGGAGGUCCAACGACGCGAUUCGAGAGAGCCACCGGUCACCCAGCCAGCAGGGGAAGACAGCGACGAAUAUGAGGAAGUGGAGGUCACGGACAGCGAGGACGAAGAAGCGGGACAGCCGUCCAAACGGACGAAAACCGACGACGGAGAAGACCAGCAACCGGUUGAAUUCACCGAGGAGGAUAUGGAAUACCAACUUGCCGCCAUGGGCGAGGAAUACGGACUGGAUCCCGGCGAAUAUGGCGACCCUGAGGCUGAAGACUGGGAAGAGGGCGCAGAAGGACUUCCCCUCACGGACGAGGAUUCCACGGCUCUUUUCCGCGACUUGCUCGACGACUACCACAUCAACCCGUAUUCACCGUGGGAGAACAUCAUCGAAGAGGGCCGUAUCGUCGAGGACUCCCGGUACACGGUACUCCCGAACAUGAAACGACGCCGGGAGGUCUGGUCCGACUGGAGCCGAGACCGCAUCCAACAAUACAAGGAACAAAAAGCCAAACAGGAAAAGAAAGAUCCACGUAUCAAGUACCUGGCGUUUCUGCAAGAGUACGCCACGCCCAAGCUCUACUGGCCCGAAUUCAAACGCAAAUACCGCAAGGAAGACGAGAUGCGGGACUCUCAACUCUCCGACAAGGACCGCGAGAAGCUGUACCGCGACCUGAUUUCGCGGGUCAAGCAGCCGGAAAGCAAGCGCAAGUCCGAACUCUCGGCACUGCUGAAAUCCGUGCCUCUCCAUGAGCUCCACCGCUCGUCGAAUCUGGAGGCUCUCCCAACGAGCAUCAUCACCGAUGUGCGGUAUAUUGCGCUCUCUGCGAAAGUUCGCGACCCUCUCAUUGAGGCUUACAUCUCUACGCUCCCGCCUGCGCCGGAAGAGCAGCUGACCGCCGAGCAGCGGGAAGAACUUGAGAAGAAGCGGGUGGAGCGCGAGAAACGUGAGAAGGCACUAGCUGAGCGAGAAAAGCAGGUCGGGGAGGAGAAACGGAAACAGCGGGGGGACCUCCUCCGUGGGAAGACGCUUCUCCGAGAAGGCGAGGCGGAGAUCGAGGAAGCCAUGAGAAUCGACAAGGGAGGGCUUCGGAGCUACAUCGAAGGGGAGGGAGCAGACCGGGCGUCCCCCGCCGAGUAAACAAUGAUCAAGAUAUAUACCAUCAAGCCAGAUAGAAACCAUGU